AUGGUCUGGGAGAACGGCUGUGUCGUUAUUGUCAUGCUGACACCCCUUGUGGAAAACGGAGUCAAACAGUGCUACCACUAUUGGCCAGACGAAGGGUCAAACCUCUACCACAUCUAUGAGGUAAACCUUGUCUCUGAGCACAUCUGGUGCGAGGAUUUCCUCGUGAGGAGCUUCUACCUGAAGAACCUGCAGACAAACGAGACACGCACAGUGACACAGUUCCACUUCCUCAGCUGGAACGAUCAGAGGGUUCCUGCUUCUACAAGAUCACUUCUGGAUUUCCGCAGAAAAGUAAACAAGUGCUACAGGGGUCGCUCUUGUCCAGUAGUUGUUCAUUGCAGUGAUGGUGCGGGAAGAAGUGGAACCUACAUUCUAAUUGACAUGGUUCUCAAUAAAAUGGCCAAAGGUGCUAAAGAGAUUGAUAUUGCUGCUACCCUGGAGCACUUGAGGGACCAGAGACCAGGCAUGGUCCAGACAAAGGAGCAGUUUGAGUUUGCUUUGACAGCGGUUGCAGAGGAAGUGAAUGCAAUACUCAAGGCACUUCCCCAGUGAGCAGCUCGGUCUCCUGAAGGUUCGCGCAGGAUCUGUCCCUCGUUUUCCUCAUCCUCAGUCCCUGUGAAUGUUCUUGGAAACCGUGACCUGACCUUAACUGUGUAUCUUCUGUUGUAACCACAUAGUGAUAGGGUCCUUACAAACUCCUUUAGCUGGUAAAAGUUCAACAGUUAAAAUGUGUAUUCUGGUUUUUGGGGUUUUAAACAAAUUUUUUUAAGUACAUUGAAGCCUCGGAUUAAGUGACAGAACAAUCCAUCUAAUUCCUUUCACAUCCUCGAAGCCCUGAAUGUCACACUUUGAAAGCACACAUUCAUGUUCUUAAUAGCAAAUAUACAGUAUUGUGGGUACUUAGUGCAGUCAAUAUAGUCUCAGAAAACAGUGUUCUGUUAUAUUUUGUAACUUCUCAAAGGCUGAAUAAGGGGAGGGAGGGGAGCCUGAAGAGGAUGGUGAUUGUUCUUCUACAGUGCCAAGCUAGAGCAUGAGACAGUGCUGAGGGUGUGAAUAAACACAGGUCCAGGCUCUGGCAAAGAGGGCUUGCACCUUCUCAUGGUGGGCUUUGGCAAGCAAAUGUUUUCUUAACUGUUGUUUACUUUUCAGCUUUGUGCCAUGAAUGGGAGAAACUCUGAACUACAAGUAAAUAGGUUGCACAGUUGUUGCAACCGGGGAGAACAAGUUGGUCACACUAAUGGGAAACCGGGGAAUAACGAGCACAACUCUAGCCAUGUACCUAC
Nestor notabilis (Kea) is the source of this 1283-nucleotide messenger RNA. RefSeq names its product receptor-type tyrosine-protein phosphatase N2-like. Gene Ontology annotation, cellular component: secretory granule. The transcript has 6 exons. The annotation marks the transcript as partial. Gene Ontology annotation, biological process: protein dephosphorylation. Lineage: Eukaryota; Metazoa; Chordata; Aves; Psittaciformes; Psittacidae. Gene Ontology annotation, molecular function: protein tyrosine phosphatase activity. The record is from RefSeq and is a predicted model, not a curated record.